Molecule: messenger RNA, 6127 nt
Organism: Eublepharis macularius
Lineage: Eukaryota; Metazoa; Chordata; Lepidosauria; Squamata; Eublepharidae
Gene: TRAF2
Product: TNF receptor associated factor 2
Exons: 12
Coding region: 277-1860 (527 amino acids)
Biological process (GO): positive regulation of JNK cascade; protein K63-linked ubiquitination; positive regulation of canonical NF-kappaB signal transduction
Cellular component (GO): plasma membrane signaling receptor complex; cytosol; cytoplasmic side of plasma membrane
Molecular function (GO): tumor necrosis factor receptor binding; ubiquitin-protein transferase activity; ubiquitin protein ligase binding
Source: RefSeq, a predicted model, not a curated record
CUUCCAGCCAACUGGGGAAGCCAGAAGCAUCCAUCCCUAAAUAUUAGAGCGCUCCGGGGCAUCAGAGAGUGGCAUAGAAGUGGAUUUUGGAGUUAAUAGUACCAACCAGCCAUCCUUAAGGAAGAGCUUUGGAAAGUGGCUUCCACCACUAAGCAUUUUGGAACAGCCAUGGUGACUACAGCAGAAUGCAAGUCAACAUUUUGAGCUUUUUGUUAUCCUGCUUCCCCAAAUGCAGCACCAGGUUGUUUUGAAGCCCACUUGGAUGCUUUGGUUCACAUGGCAGCAGCAAACUUGACUCCCCCUGGCUCUCUGGAAGUAAACAAGCCGGGGUUUCCAAAGGAGAUCCUUGGGACUGAGUUGGAGGGGAAGUACCUGUGUACAGAGUGCAAGAAUAUUUUGAGGCGGCCGUUUCAAGCCCAGUGUGGACACCGCUACUGUUCCUCUUGCCUGAAAAAGAUCAUAAGCUCUGGGCCCCAGAAGUGUGCAGCUUGCAUUCAAGAAGGAAUAUACGAAGAAGGCAUUUCUAUCUUGGAAACUAGUUCGGCUUUCCCAGACAAUGCAGCCCGACGAGAGGUGGAGAGUCUUCCGGCAGUUUGCGUCAAUGAGGGCUGUGUGUGGAAAGGGACGAUUAAAGAAUAUGAGAGCUGCCAUGAAGGGAGCUGCCCGUUCAUGCUGGUCACCUGCCCGGCAUGUAAGGGCAUGGUCAGGCUGAAUGGAAAGGAGCGCCAUUCCGAACGGGAGUGCCCCGAGAGAAGCCUCAACUGUAAAUACUGCAAAGUCCUUUUCUACUUUCCCAAUAUUAAGGCCCAUGAUGAGGUGUGCCCAAAAUUUCCUCUCACGUGUGAAGGCUGUGGGAAGAAGAAGAUCCCAAGAGAAAAGUUUCAAGAUCAUGUCAAAACUUGUAGCAAGUGUAAAGCAUCUUGCAGAUUCCAACCUGUCGGCUGCACCGAGGUGAUGGAAAAUGAGAAGCUCCCUGAUCACGAGAACAAGCACAUCGGGGAACAUCUCUACAUGCUGCUGAGUUUUGUACUGAGUCUGGGAACUGAAUCCAGCAAGUUGCAGGCCCUGCCGGGUCUCCCGAUGGCUGAGGGCAGUUCUACUCUGUUGGGGGGCAACCCGCUGGUCUCUGAGUCAGAGAUUUCCAGCUCUUUAGAACUGUUAGGGAAAUGUGAAGCUCUGGAAAGGAAGACUGUCACCUUUGAGAAUAUUGUCUGCGUGCUGAACCGGGAAGUGGAAAGGGUGUCUCUCACAGCUGAAGCAUACAACCAGCAGCACCAGCUAGACCAGGAGAAGAUAGAAGCGCUCAGCAGUAAGGUUCGGCAGCUAGAGAGGAGCAUUGCACUGAAGGACUUGGCCCUGGCCGAGAUGGCCCGCACUAUUCAGGAGAUGGAAGUGUCCUCUUAUGAUGGUGUCUUUAUCUGGAAGAUCAGUGACUUUGCAAGGAAACGCCAGGAGGCGAUAAGUGGCCGCUCGCCUGCCAUCUUUUCUCCAGCAUUCUAUACAAACAAAUAUGGCUACAAAAUGUGCCUGCGGAUUUACCUCAAUGGAGAUGGCACGGGGCGUGGUACCCACUUGUCCCUCUUCUUCGUGGUGAUGAAAGGACCCAACGAUGCCCUCUUGCGGUGGCCUUUCAACCAGAAGGUCACCCUGAUGCUGUUGGAUCAGAAUAACCGGGAACACGUGAUUGAUGCCUUCCGCCCGGACGUAUCAUCUUCAUCUUUCCAGCGGCCUGUCAACGACAUGAACAUUGCCAGUGGCUGCCCACUCUUCUGCCCCCUCUCCAAGAUGGAAGCCAAGAACUCUUACGUCCGUGAUGACACCAUCUUUAUUAAAGCCAUUGUAGACCUCACAGGCCUCUGAUGCUUCCUUUCCCCACCUGGAUCUAGGAGUAUAGAGCUGUUCCCCAGGAGGGGCUACAGUCCUCUGUAUACCCUCCUGCAUGGGCAGCUGUGAGGAGAGGGCUAGGUGCUACCCCUGGAAAAAGGACUUGUUCCAUUUGGAGAGGACAGCAUAUGUUCCAGUGGAUACUUUUGGUCUUGGAAACACCCAUCGUUUGUAGUGACCCAUGUUCUUGCGGGGACAGUGCCCUCCAACUCAUCCUCAAGGAGGAAUCCAAAGGCUGUGCACUUCCCAACACAAAAAAGCUCUCUUGUCUUUUUGACUGAGUCCUGCACUUUUAUGUUCUCGGGAAGGCUGGAGAGGGAUGGGUGCAGUUGAGGCUCACAUGACGAUCUGGUACCUCUGUCGGAAGCACACUUACGUGGUCGGGGUGGGGGAGUUGGCCUGAGCCAUGCAGGCUGACUCUGUGCCAGCAGGCUAUUGUGACACUUAUGGGAGUCAAUAUUUCAGAAACGUGUGGAGAGAAGAGGAAGUUAUUUCCUUCAAGUGUCCUGCAGUUGCUGUUGAAGGAGGACUUCUCAGCCUGCUGAUGGGUAUGCUGUGGGAAAAUAAUGGACCUUAGAAAUUGUUGCUGGAGUGGAUCCUGACUGCUUGUAGCUCUCCAGGCUUGGAAAAGGGGAUAGGAGUGUGUGUUCUCCAGUGCUGAUUGUGUUCUACCAUGGUGCCUCUGGGUGGCCAGUUGCCAAAAUGGCAUGCUAAGGGGAAGAGAGGAAAGCUAAGAAUUGGGUCAUUAAAUGCAUAGCCCUGCUCCUUCACUGAGACCCUGGAACCCAUUCCAACAGAACAAAAUUGGAUCAGGUGACCUUCCCCUCUACAAUUUAUUAAUGAAAAAGAAAAUGAAGCACCCUGUUACCUGCUUAAUGUUUCAGAGGUUAAGACCAGGCUGAAGAGACAAACUCUGCAGUGCAAGAGAACUAUCGGGGUGUGCAUGUUUGCGAGGGUCACUGCAAGGUUAGCUACUUGUGACAUCUGGCUUACUGGAAAACAGUUGGCAGGUAGAUAACGGGGAGGGGUGAGUAGAUCAGGCUCCCCUUCCUGGGGGAAGUUGGCAUUUUGUGUUCAGUGGUUGUGGUGGCUGAGUAUGUGAAUGCUCAUCUCUGCUUCUUUUUCUGGCCAAUCUACUUAGCAACGCUGCCCCCUUAGCCCAGGGUGCUGGGUCAUCAAUGCUGCCAUUGUUCUGCUGGGUGCUUUGCUCUCCUAGGUGCCUUCAGCCUUGGGCAUGUCUCUGACCCUGGAGCCCAGGCCAGAAAAACGGGGGCGGUGGGGAAAUCUGUGGCUUUGUGGUCUUGCUGAGUAAGGAGAGUCAUGCAACAAGUGGCCUACUGGCUUGCCUAUCUUAGCCCCCCACUCCAUCUUAACAUUCUUAGUCUUCCUUUAGAGAAGGAUCCUGGAGACGCGGUUGCGUGGUAAAGUUGGCCUCUCUGGAGCUAGUUUGAGGUGGGCAUCUCUUGUUCUGCAGCGGCCUUGGAAUCUUUGCUCUGUACCCCCUGCCCCCAGCCAAGCUGCUUCUUGUAGGCGGAAAGGGUUUUUUGGUACAGAGGUUGUGUGUGUGCUCUUGUGCUUCAAACUAUUUAUAGUUUUCACUGUGAAAAGCCAGAAUCUGCUCUCUGAACUGCAAUUCCUUUUUGUGUCUUUUUCACUGCUCAGGUUUGUGCUUUGUCCUUUUUGUACACACACAAGCCUAUUUUACUAACACUGAUUUUUAGGGGAUGGGUAAACAGUGAGUAGGAAAAGAGCUGGUUUGGUUUGAGUGUUGGCUUAGAACUAGGCAGACUUGGGUUCAAAUCCCCACUUAGCCAUAAAGUUCCCUGGAUGAUGCUGGGCCAGUCUGUUUCCCUCUUCCUCGCCCCAGCCUUUCUUACUGGGUUGGUGUGGAGGUAAAAUGCAGGAUAAAACCAUUGUAUUGGAAGCUGCCUUGAUCUUUUUAGAGGAAUGAUGGGAUAAAAAUGAUUGACUAAAUAGGAAAACCCCAAAUAUUUGAUUUCCCCCUUGCAAGUAGCUGUGCAGAGCUCUGAAGCCCUCAUAUCCCACUUGCCCCCCUUUCUUGAGCUGCUCCAAUUUGCCCCUAGGAUUUCAAGCCUGUGUUUUCAAACAGUUAUGACUUGCCCCCUUCAGUGCUGAGUUUCCUAAACAUCCUUUUAUUUUCCCCCUCAGUCGCUUUCGGACCGGCAGAAGAGGUGGUCUCUUUUCCAGUCUGAUCCAAGUAAUUACUUUUGUAUAGAUGUGCAGGGCCUCGGGGAAGCUUCUAACUGACAUGUGGGUCUAGUGUGCAGCUAGGACCAGACUCGUCCACGUUCUCCCCGUCCGCAGGCCCCCAUUGUGUCACCUCCUUGGCAUCUGAAGCAGUUCUUUGUUCUGUUUCCUUUCCAGACACACAAAUCUGGGUUGUCUUCUGGCUGAUGCUACCAAAGGCAGAUUACCAGGCUCUACCUGGGUUUGUAGGGAAGGGCGUAGGAAAGCUUAGUGGGGGUUUCGGGGAUCUUCUCUCCCAUUUCUGAAUCAGCUAUAGCUUCUCUCGGGCAAGUUAUCUCUGAAAUGCAUGAAUAGAGCAAGACCUUUUAUUAAAUUUUCAGGUGUCACUCUAAACCUCUGCAGUGUACAUAAGACCAAUGGCUAUUUGCUCAAUUGAAACUCUGGGGAUGUCACCUUCAAAUGCAGAUGAUUCUACUGUGUCUCCACUUCAGAAAUGAUUGACUGCCCCAAUUACAUCUGAUCAAAGUAUCUCAGAUAACAAGUGUUGAGGAAAACCUUUCUGUGCCUGAGACUUUGGGAGGCUGCUGUCGGUCAGAGUAGGCAAUACUAAGCCAGAUGAGCUGAUGGUCUAAGACAGUUUCCUAUAUUUGGUGGUCAGAUGCAAAAGAGGAUUAGGGUACUGUUGCUUUCAUGCUCAAUAGGUUGUGGAGAUCCUAGAAAACUACUGCCAUUCAGAGUACAGGGCUAGAUGGACUAACAGCCUGACUUGAGAUGGCAGCUUAUGUGUAGAGCUUGCACACAGAAGGUCCCGGCUUCAGUCCUGGACAUCCCUGGUUAAAGGAUCUCAUGAAGCAGGUGAUACCCCAGAACACUGCUGCCACUCAGAAUACAUGCCACGAGAGUAUACAAGCUAGCCACCUCUACAAGUGGGAAUGUGAGCUCUGCCUUGGCUUCAGAAGCAGCUAUCAAAAUAGAGUCACACCAAAGUCUCCCUCCUUCAUUGACAAGCUGUAUAGUUAAGACUUGUGCAAGUCCCUCAAGCAUCUGCUUUGUGGAAAGGCAGUUUCUGGGGAAGAUCUAAUCUUGGCCAGUCCCUACUUACUAGAGAAAGCAGACAGACUUGUUUGUAGGAUUGUGCAUACCGUUUCUUUUUAAAGAAAAGUCAAAGCUGUAUUUUACAAGCUGUGUAACUUAUACAAACUCACAUGAUAUUUAAUAUUUAUUCUGCUGGACUUAAGAGAAGGGCCAUACCCCCUUGAUCCCUGGCAGUCAUAGCACCUUUGGAGAUCCUGAGGCUCACCACCUCGUGAAUCUUAUUUCUGCAAUCAUAAAGGGCUACAAGUUUACUUGUGUUUUUGAAAACCAUAUCUGAGAUUCUUAAAGAGGCCAGAUCCUACAGCUGGUACCACGUGAGUGGUACAUUUUUCUGUGGUUGUGGGGAAGUAAGCACAGCCCUGCUCUGUAAAUAGGUAUGUAAGAACUGACCACAGAAAGACAUAUUUGGGGGGAUGUCUAAGCAGGGUAAGAACAUGGAAAAGGCACUGUGAUGCAGUCGUUUCCCAACAGCAGCUGCUUAUAACCUGUCUUCCAUUAGAGCAGCAAGUUAACCAAGUUGUUAGUUAUGAUAGCUAAAUAGAACCUGCAUGUUCAGAGACAGUAUAUCUGAAUAGCAGUGUAGGGGAAGUAAUGGAGGAGGGAUGUUGCUUUCCUGCUGAGUGUGUGAACUGCCUACAAGUAUCUGACUGGUCACUGUGGGAAACAGGAUGCUAAGCUAGGUGCGUCUUUGGCCUGGUCCUGUAAGGCUGGCCUUGUGUAACUGGGUGCUGAAACUUCAGUUCUGCUUUGUGCCCCCUCCCCUGAAAGAAGAAGAGCUAAUUGCAGAGCAGAGAAUGGGCCACAUUUUGCCAGUCAGGCUUUUGGUUUGUUUGGGGACGGUCCGGGGCACCAGCCACUUGACUGGACAGUGGAUUUGGUUGCCAUUCUGAAAAUCCUGUUUUGCUGUGCUGAAGAAGUUUAAUAAAAGCUGUGACCAAGA